GAUAUUUUGUUCAAGACACAUUGCGAAGGACUAGUCGACUUGCUAUGGAGGAUUCUGCAGAGAGUCUAAGCCCAUGCUCGCCCCGGGACAUUGAUUCCGAUGCAGGAGGAGCGGAAAAGGGCAGCUCCACGUCCGCUUCCGUCAAUCGAGCGCUCCAGCUUAUCGAAUCGGACGACCUAGAUUCCAAGCUCCAAGCCGCUCGUGAAAUUCGACAACUCACCAAGACCUCUCACAGGUGUCGGCGGCAGCUUGCGCAAGCUGUGAAGCCGCUUGUCUCCAUGCUUCGAGUUGACGAGUCCGAUUGUAACGAGUCCGUCCUCCUCGCUCUGCUCAAUCUUGCCGUUAAAGACGAGAGGAAUAAGAUUAACAUAAUUGAAGCCGGUGCCUUAGAACCAAUUAUUAGCUUUCUUCAGUCAAGUAAUUCAAACCUGCAGGAGUAUGCAGCUGCCUCUUUGCUCACACUGUCAGCAACUACCUUGAACAAACCAAUAAUAAGUUCUUCUGGUGCCAUUCCUCUCCUUGCGGAAAUCCUUAGACAUGGAAGUGCACAGGCUAAGGUGGAUGCUGUUAUGGCUCUUUCGAAUCUCUCAACACACCCAAAUAGUCUCUCAUUGAUUCUUGAAACAAAGCCAAUUUCUUCAUUAGUUAACUUACUCAAAACAUGUAAGAAAUCUUCAAAAACAGCUGUGAAAUGCUGUGCUCUUAUAGAAUCUCUAGUGAGCUUUGAUGAGUGCAGAACUGCAUUGAUUUCAGAAGAAGGUGGAGUGCUUGCAGUUGUUGAAGUUCUGGAAAAUGGCUCUCCCCAAAGUCGGGAGCAUGCAGUUGGGGCACUGCUAACUAUGUGUCACAGUGACAGAUGUAAAUAUAGAGAGCCAAUUCUCGAAGAAGGUGUAAUUCCUGGUCUUCUUGAGCUCACUGUUCAAGGAACACCCAAUUCUCAGGCAAAAGCACAUAUGCUGUUGCGGUUACUGAGGGACUCUCCCUAUCCUAGAUCGGAGCUUCAACCUGACACACUCGAGAAUAUUGUUUGCACAAUUAUCUCUCAGAUAGAUGGAGAUGAUCAAUCCAGUAAGGCAAGGAAGAUGCUGGCUGACAUGGUGCAAGUUAGCAUGGAACAAAGCUUGAAACACUUACAGCAAAGAGCUAUGGUAUGCACCCCAAGUGAUCUGCCUAUUGCAAGCUGUACUUCUGAAGUUUCUUCAAAAUGAUGUUUUUGGUUCAUUUGCUUUGUUUUCUUAUUGUAAUCCUGUGAGAUAAAAUUUUCAAAUAUAGUAAUGUAAAAACGAACAAAAGAGAGAGAAAGAUACAGUGAAUAAUGUCCAGAACAGGAAAAAAAUAGUGAAAAAUGCCAGUCCUGGCCAUCAUGAGGGGGCAUCAGGUGACUGGUGAAUGUUAAUAAUGUUGGAAGUGUAUGAUGCUGAAAGUGUAGUUAUGUAUUUGGGCUGUAUAGAAACUCUUGGAUCAAAUGUUAUAUAAUUAUUGAAGCUUUCCUUUUCUUA
Messenger RNA from Tripterygium wilfordii, 1499 nucleotides. Its product is annotated as U-box domain-containing protein 3-like. NCBI's taxonomy places the organism in Eukaryota, Viridiplantae, Streptophyta, Magnoliopsida, Celastrales, Celastraceae. Gene Ontology annotation, cellular component: cytoplasm; nucleus. The coding region runs from base 45 to 1208 and encodes 387 amino acids. The transcript is spliced from 2 exons. The record is from RefSeq and is a predicted model, not a curated record. Gene Ontology annotation, molecular function: protein binding.